This is a messenger RNA of Prunus armeniaca (apricot), 1614 nucleotides long. Lineage: Eukaryota; Viridiplantae; Streptophyta; Magnoliopsida; Rosales; Rosaceae. The record is from the annotation of a GenBank genome assembly.
AUGCAGCAUCGUAUGUCACUAGGAAGGGAAAGAAUUCCACCCAGAUCAAAACUAAAUAAUCUUGAUAGCAGAAGAGCCUCAUCGGCUGCAAAUGCUGUCAGAGGGACCAAAGACUUUGUUGCCUUGAACCGGAAUCUGAGCGGUCGCACCCAACCAAAGGUGCCUACCAAAGCAAAUGAUUCUAAGUUUGACACAGAGAGGAAAGCUUUUACUGGGAAAGAUGAUUACCCAUCACAGCUUAGGACCACAAUACGGAAGAGGAGGAUGAUCAAUGUUAGUGGCCAAGUUGAAAGUAGUGGUUUUGUUAGUUCAACUUCCACAAGACAAGUGAAUUAUCAGUUCGAUGUGCCAACUCGAAAGGGAUUAGGAAAUGGUGCUCGCUUGAUGAACACCACUUCUCCUAAGAGUAAAUUACCCAGUCAGAGAGAAGGUAACAGAGCUAAUGGAAAUAAGGACACUGAUGUUAUUUCAUUCACGUUUAAUUCCCCUAUCAGGAACAAGACUGGAAUCCCCACACAAAUGGAGGGUCCAAGCAUGGACAAUGGCACAAAGCCAUCUUUCCAGAAACCAUUGUCCUUGAGUGGAGAUGCUAUUGGUGCCUUUCUGGAACAAAAGUUUAGAGAGCUUGCUUGUCAAGAAGAUGAUGACUUGGGAGCAGGUGCUUCAUCCAAGAGGUCCACUUCUAUGAUUCUCCAAGAGCUAAUAUCUGCCUUGACUGCCGAUCAUUCUCUUUUUCAUGAUGGACGCUUGGCCAGUGCAGAUAUAGCAUCACCUGCUCAAAGAAAGACAGAUAGGUCAGUUGGAAUCUUUCAUCAUGGUGAUAGUCUGAGCCCUGGGUCUGUUCUUGAAGCUUCAUUUUCUUCUAGUAGUCUGGAUGAUAGCUCAGGGCAUAGGUCCUUCUACCCUCACUCUAUGGAUUACUCUGAUGAUCAGUUGCAAUUGGGACAUUAUGGUGAUUUGAUAGACUCUGCCACUUCAGUGGACAGAAAGAAGACUGGUAGUGAGAUGAUGACCGCUCUUGUCAAUAAUGUAUCUAGGAUAUUACAUAGCAUCAAUGCUGGUGGGGAAAGAUUGAGAGGAGACAAGCUCACCCAUGCAAAUGAAGUUAUCUUGAAAGCUGAACUAUUGUUUGGAGAUGUGACUCAGCAUAAAAUGGAUGUAAUGAAAGGUCUUUUCAUCAGUCCCUUGCUUCUUGACUUGGAAACUAUUGCCAGCAGCAUGAUGAAAAAUUUUGAUGUGUUAAGUAGUUCGUGGGACACCAAAGAGGGAACUAAAAUCAGCGAGUUCCUUUUUGAUUGUGUCAUAGAGCAUUUAGACUCAAAAUAUGGUCAAUACUGUAACUCCGGAUUCAGAUUUUGGGAAAAAUUGCCUUUAUGCAUGAACCGUAAGUUGAUGAUUCAAGAGGUUGAAGACGAGAUGCAAAAGUGGACAGAUUUGGCUGGAAUGAUUCCUGAUGAGAUGAUAGAAUGGGAUAUGAAUCAUGCCCUGGGGAAGUGGACUGAUUUCAAUAUUGAAGCAUUUGAGGCCGGUUCUGAAAUUGACGGGGACAUUCUUCAAAAUUUGGUUAACGAAGUUGUGGUAGAUCUCUGUGAGUGCAGGCUGGGUUCCUUGUGA